GCCAAGCAAUCGCACGCGCAAGGACACAUCCAUCAACGGAAGCCUCUUGCGCCCGGAUCAACUCCUAUUCAUACGAGGAGCGCAUGUCAUGGCGGCUGUAUUGCGCAACUCACUCACGAUAUUUCUCUUCUUCUAAGACACAUGCGGCUGAGCCACUAACUUCAUCAUGACCCGCCGGAUAGUCCGAACAGGCAUUCAACUCAUAUGCUUCGCUAUCCUCGCCUGCUUCGUAGUAUUCUUCGUCGAUAACCGAUACCGCGUCCUGCCGCAGUCCGUUCAUAAUCACCUGCCCCUGCACCAUGAGGGUUUCGUCAUCACCGACAUCACGGUACAGACAUGUUCGAGCCUGAACCCGCUCUCGAAAUGUAUGCUGGACCAGAAGAAGUGGCACCGCGUCGAGAAGGAUCUCUACCUGGGGUCUGGAUGGGUGUCCAAGGCAUACGUACACAUCAGGCGUAGGAGGGAGGAAGAGCUUACAAGCGACGACAAGGUCAUUGUCGAUGUCCGCACUGGCAAGCUCGACCCAGCGAUGGGCGAGAAAUCUCAGGCUUCAGAGAGGUGGGAGUCUCGCCCGGCGGGCGUUUGGAUUAAGAGGUCGCUCAAGCGUCACGCGAGCGACUCGAAACAGGCCGUGACGGCUGUCGACAUCUUGUUUGGAUCUGACGCAGUAGAGCCACGUCCUGGGUGGGAGCUCGUCAAGAACGGCGCAUUGCAUCUCGACACAGCUCGAGACAGCAAGGACCCGCGACUGAGCAUACGUCGUGGAGCACCACACAAGAGCGAGAAGCCAGUUCCAAAAAUCCGCAAAGACGGCAAGUUCAAGAUCAUGCAGAUCUCUGACCUUCAUCUCAGCACUGGCUUGGGUGCAUGCAGAGAUCCGGAACCGAAAGGUGCCAAUGGCGGCCAUUGUGAUGCUGAUCCAAGGACGCUGGAAUUCGUCGAACGUGUUCUGGACGAGGAGAAGCCUGAUAUGGUUGUGCUUUCUGGUGAUCAGGUCAACGGUGAUACUGCACCAGACAUCCAAAGCGCCCUCUUUAAGAUCAUCGAGCCCCUCGCCGAGCGCAAAAUCCCCUAUGCAGCCAUCUUUGGAAACCACGACGACGAAGGCACGCUAUCUCGCCAAGUGCAAAUGUCGCUCUACGAAUCCUUGCCGUACUCGCUGUCCGAGGCUGGCCCAAAUACGAUCGAUGGUGUCGGCAACUACUAUGUCGAAGUGCAAGCACACAAUAGCAAGCAUUCUGCGCUGACACUUUACAUGCUUGACACACACGCGUACUCUCCGGAUGAAGCUCACUAUCGAGGUUACGACUGGAUCAAGCCGAAUCAGAUCAGCUGGUUCAAGAACACUGCUGAAGGUCUGAAGGAGGCUCACGGCAAGUACACUCACAAGCACCUGGAUAUGGCAUUCAUACACAUUCCUCUGCCUGAAUACGCAGACCGAAACAACGAGUUCGUCGGCAAUUGGACGGAAGGCGUGACAGCUCCGGCGUUCAACACCCACUUCAAGGACGAGCUGGUCAAGCAGGGCGUCAAGUUCGUUUCCUGUGGUCAUGACCACGUGAACGACUACUGCAUGCUCUCGAAAGAGCACGCAACUCAGGAACCUGAGCUGUGGAUGUGCUAUGCCGGCGGCAGCGGCUUCGGUGGCUACGGCGGGUACAACAAUUUCCAUCGCCGGCUGCGGGUGUUCGAGAUCGACACAAAUACUGCGCGCAUCUCUACUUGGAAAAGGCUGGAGUACGGGGAUAUCGGAAAGAGGUUGGAUGAGCAGAUGAUAGUCGAUGCUGGACGGGUCCUGCCAGUGCAACGAGAUAACCAGGAAUAGAUGUCUUCGCGUGGAUUUGCAACAAGCAAGGCGUUCUUGGUGUUGUAGGGUAUUAUGGAGAAGGUUUUAUCGGAUCAAAAUGGUUGAUCCGCAGGCUGGCUGCGUACGUGUACUAUACAUCAUAUCAUGCAAGGUCGCAAAUGAACACUACUCUCAAUCUC
Boeremia exigua is the source of this 1986-nucleotide messenger RNA. RefSeq names its product phosphoesterase-like protein. The record is from RefSeq and is a predicted model, not a curated record. Bases 167 to 1825 code for a protein of 552 amino acids. The transcript has 3 exons. Gene Ontology annotation, cellular component: cytoplasm. Gene Ontology annotation, molecular function: phosphoprotein phosphatase activity. Lineage: Eukaryota; Fungi; Ascomycota; Dothideomycetes; Pleosporales; Didymellaceae.